UUCAAGUCCCACCAACUCCAGAGACCAAAUGUUGAAUGACAAGGAUCUGCGGAAUCGGAGUGAACUGAUAGAACUUUCUCCAAGGAUUUUCAAGACUUUGGUCAAAUUAUUGAGGGACACUCCUGUGGAGAAGUCAAGCAGUACUGUAGGAAUUGCAGUUGUGGAUAAAGAUGGACAGGGAAUCAAAACAAAUUCUGCUGAACUUUCUGAAAUUAACAGUAUGUUGGAGAAGAUAUAUCAUGAAGCGGAGCUACUGAAGAUAAUGAAUAAUGAAACUUCGGUUCCUCUGCUUCUGGAAGACAUUGUGACAGUCUCAUCCAUCAGAAAGGCCCAGCCAACAAGUGGAGUUUCAAACAAGGGAAGCACAGAUGCAAAUAAGUCACAGGCCGAGAGUAAAAAUCUGACAAAACUAGUUGUGAUGGAAAGUGUUUCUGAAAGUAAUGCCUCUGUGGGAGAGUCUGAAACCAAAUUCUUACCUGCUCAGGUAGUGAAGGUGAUUAACCAGUUUUUGAAAAAUGCUUCAUUAGCUGAGAGAGUGGAAAUGAUAAAUACGAACUAUCUGCAUGGACAUGGACAGAAGUUUUCCAAACUUUUUGCAAAGCUGAAUGAAGUGAUAGCUGUAGCACCAAAAAUGCUCACAGUGGAUAAAAAGGAGGACCUUCUGAUGAGUGAGAGAAUCUUGUUGAAGAUUUUAAACCUCAGCAACAGUGCUCUUCAGGAUCUGAAGGGUCGGCUGUCAGGAGAUGUGGCUAGCAAUACUGAACCAGACAAAUCAUCUUCAAUGAGAAAUGAAUUAAGUGAGCAAAAUUCCAAAUGGAAAGAAUUUAACCAAAUUAAUCACUUUGUGCAAAUGUUUUAUAAGCUGGAGGAAAACCUUUCCAAUCUGAAGCUGAUUUUGCAAUCUCUCAGUAAAAUGAAGAAGCAUGAUUUUGAAUUGGCUCAUCAACUUUUGGAUCAAUCGCUUAAAGUGGUUACUCAGCUGGAGCAAAUCCCAUGGCUGAAAGGCAAAAAUGCUUUCAUUGAUUUUGAAUUAGAGGCUUUAAGGGACUUUGCAGGGGUAUUGUCAGAUACAGAAUUUACACAACAGAAGCCAUCAGUAUGAUCAAACUUUAAGGUAUAAACAUGAAGAUAUUACAUCAAAUUAAACAAUUGGGGCUAUCUGAAAUUAUAAUCAGCUGCUGCAAUAUAUACUUCUAAAAGGAGAUAAUCAGUACUUGAAUUUAAUGAUAAUUAAGUAUUUUUCAAAAUUGAUUAUGUGCACAAUUAUCUGCUCACUCUA
Messenger RNA from Rhincodon typus (whale shark), 1279 nucleotides. RefSeq lists its product as uncharacterized. Bases 29 to 1102 code for a protein of 357 amino acids. The record is from RefSeq and is a predicted model, not a curated record. Lineage: Eukaryota; Metazoa; Chordata; Chondrichthyes; Orectolobiformes; Rhincodontidae. The transcript is spliced from 2 exons.